AUGGUGGUCUUCAUCCUGGCAGUACUCAAGGCGGGCGGUCAAUAUAUUCCGUUGGACGGCGGCAUCAUCCCAGAAGAACAACUCGCUUACACCCUCUCAGACUCCGAGGCCCGUGUCGUCCUCCUCCUUCCACAGUUCCAGCCCAAGGUUCAGCGGAGCAUGGUCAAGAGCGCGCGGACCGGGGUGGCGAUGAUCGCGCUUGAUAGAGAUAGCCGCCUGUGGGAGGCGGGAAACCCGGCCCGGCCCAAUGUAGACGUUAGCCCGGAUGACGGCGUGUAUGUGAUUUACACGUCGGGAACAACCGGACGACCCAAGGGUGUGGACGUACGGCACCGCGGUGUCACUAAUACGUUACUAGCUGAGCCAUCAAGGCUUGGCAUCGGUGUCGGCUCUCAGGUUGCCCAGCAGCUCAAUGUCGGGUUCGAUAUGGGCGCCUGGGAAAUCCUCGGCACCAUGAUGAACGGCGGAACCCUUCAUAUUCGCGGAAGCGGCGACAAACUCUGGAGGGAGUGCCUCCAGAGGGUGGACACGGUGAUUGGUACGCCCUCGGUAAUCCUGAAGCAGAUGGUGCGGCGCGAGGACUUCCCCAACAUCAAGACGAUUGCGGUCGGCGGAGAACCCUGCCCGCUGGCGCUCGCCGAAAAGUGGGCGCCGCACGUCAACUUUUGGAACGUGUGCGGGCCUACCGAGGUGAGUAUCCUCAACACGGCACACCUCCACAGCGUCGGCAAGACCUUGUCGAUAGGCAAACCGAACCCCAACACAAACGUGUACAUUCUCGACGAGAACGAGAAUCCGACCCCGAUAGGAGAGCCCGGGGUCAUGUGGGUUGGAGGGCCCGGGGUAUCCCGAGGCUAUCUGAACCUAGCCGAUCUCACGGCAUCACGCUACAAACACGACAAGUUCGCCGAGGAUGGGCGAAUGAUGUUUAACACGGGCGAUCUUGCGCGCUGGCUCGAAGACGGCAGCCUCGAGCCUCUCGGCCGGCAGGAUGACCAAGUCAAGAUCCUCGGCUUCCGCGUCGAGCUGGACGGCGUCUCGAGAGCUAUCGAGAAGUGCAAGACCGUGACCAAGGCGUGCGCGCUCAGCAUCGAUGACGAGCUCUGGGGGUUUUACUCCGCACCGGAGCCCGUGGACGAAGAUAUCCUCAAGGCGACGGUAGGCCAGAGCCUGCCGUACUACGCCACGCCCAAAAUCUGGCGCCAUCUCCCGGUCAUACACCUCACCGCCAACGGAAAGGUGGAUAAGGCGGCACUGCGGGAGACGGCAGCCCGGGGAUCGCAGCUGAUCCGCAGCCGCGCCAGCUCCCCCACCCUGAUGACGAGGAACUCCCAGCCCUUCUCCAUGUUCUCGGCGACGGGCGAGAUUCACUCCGUCUGCACACUCGUCGGCUCGAGCAGCGACAGCAGCAAGGAGCAGGAUACUUCCCCAGACUACGUCCUCCCCGGGAAGAAUGGUUUCCGCGGGUGGAGAUGGCUCCGUCACCGCGGCAUGUCGGCUUACCGCAAGCUAUUCGGCGUCAUUUUCCUGACGAACCUAGCCGUCUUCAUCUGCCUCUUGUGGCAGAGCCGGACCAAUCGCUUCAUCCUCCCGCUCCCGGACCUGGCGACCGUCGUGGCCGCCAACCUCUUGGGUGCCGUGAUCCUCCGCCAGGACUACGUGGUCAACCUCAUCUUCUGGACCUGCUGCAGGGUCCCGACGUGGUUCCCGCUGUGGCUGCGGAGGCAUUUUGCCAGGCUACUUUGGAAAGACACGCCGUUUUCGCUCGACCUCGUCACCCUCGUCUUGACGUAUAUUAUUAUGCUGCUUCUGCUCUCCAUCCUCCUCAUGGCCUUCCCCGCAAUUCGGCUCAAGAUGCACGAUCAGUUCGAGUGGACGCACCGUUUCGCGGGCUGGACCGCGCUCGGCCUGGUGUGGGCGCACGUCGUCCUCUCGGCCAACUCGGCGUCCACGCCGGAGAAGCCCUUGGCCAAGACCCUUGCCGCGACGCCUGCCAUCUACAUGGUGGCCGUUACCACGCUGAGCAUCGCGCUUCCGUGGAUGCGUCUGCGCCGCGUCAAAGUUGUCCCGGAGCCGCUAUCCAGCCACGCUGUCCGUCUACAUUUCGACUUUUACACGCCUCCUCCGUGCACCUCUCGGGGAUACGCAUCACCGAUAGGCCCGUCGGGUGCCCGUUCGGAUCCUCUGGAGCACAAGGAACCCGCUCAAGACGUACGGGCAAAGAUUAUCGACACGAUUCUUGCGGCAGACCCCGACGCCCUCAUUUGGGAUACAGAUGUCCGGGGACGGCCCGAUCUCGUGAACUUGGCCUAUCCGCUUUACAGGGAGAGCAAUGCCGAAUGCGUUUGCAUCAUCUCCAAUGGCCCGGCGACGAGCAGGUUCGUUUACCGAAUGGAAAGCCGAGGAAUUCCGGCCUUUGGGCCUAUUUGGGACUCGUAA
Messenger RNA from Parascedosporium putredinis, 2439 nucleotides. The record is from the annotation of a GenBank genome assembly. NCBI's taxonomy places the organism in Eukaryota, Fungi, Ascomycota, Sordariomycetes, Microascales, Microascaceae.